Messenger RNA from Oncorhynchus kisutch (coho salmon), 345 nucleotides. Its product is annotated as TANK-binding kinase 1-binding protein 1-like. The record is from RefSeq and is a predicted model, not a curated record. The transcript is spliced from 2 exons. NCBI's taxonomy places the organism in Eukaryota, Metazoa, Chordata, Actinopteri, Salmoniformes, Salmonidae. The coding region runs from base 1 to 345 and encodes 114 amino acids.
AUGCUUCAGCCGGCCCAUCAGGCUCCCACACCUCAGCCGGUUUGUAUGGCUCUCACGCCUGAGCCGGCUCGCCAGGCUCCCACACCUCAGCCGGUUUGUAUGGCUCCCACGCCUGAGCCGGCUCGCCAGGCUCCCACACCUCUGCCGGUUCGUAUGGCUCCCACGCCUGAGCCGGCUCGCCAGGCUCCCACGCCUCUGCCGGUUCGUCAGGCUUCUACGCCCCAGCCGGCUUGUCCAGCACCCAUGCCUCGGUCGGCCCGUCAGGCUCGCCCUGGUGGGAUGUCGGGUUGCGUCCCUAGUGGACGCUGUCCUGUCCUGUUCCGUUCCAUGUCCGUUGAUAAUUAA